UCCUGUGCUCUCUCAGUCAAGCCUGCUCCGUGAGCACUUAGAUGGAAUAGCAGUAUUUUCCCUUCUUUGGUGUCACUGGUGGAAACUGGAAACAAGGUGUUUUAGGAGUGGGGGUGAUAACUCAGAUCUGGUUUGAUACCUGACUUGUUAGUGGGAGCCGCACUGGAGGACGCUUCUGAAAGAUUCAAGUCAGCAUUUCUGGACCUGACCGACUUUAACUGCAGUGGUAACCGGUCGGGGUUCUUGCAGCCAUGGGCAGGCCGGAGGGGUCGGCCGGGCCUCCUCUGCUGUUAGCUUCGGCGCUCCUGGCUCUCUCGCUUUUCUCCACAGGGGUCUCCAGCCUCCCACAGCCGCUGCCAAGAGUCUUCCUCUCCUUUGAAGACCUGGAGGCGUCCCAGUCCUUUGAACACUACAGUAUAUCAGAGAAGGCCAUGGACUACCGGAUCCUGCAGAUGGACGAGGACCAGGACAGGAUGUAUGUGGGCUGCAAAGACCACGUCCUCUCCAUGGACAUCAACAACAUCACACUUGGCACGCUUAAGGUGUUUUGGCCUGCGUCUCCGAGCAAGAUAGAGGAAUGCCAAAUGGCAGGAAAGGAUCCCACGCACGGCUGUGGGAACUUCAUCCGGGUGGUGCAGCCGUAUAACAGGACACAUCUGUUCAUGUGUGGCAGCGGAGCGUACAGCCCCGUCUGCGUGUACGUCAACAGGGGCCGCAGACCAGAGGAACAAGUAUUUCACAUCGAUUCCAGGACGGAAUCUGGAAAGGGGAGGUGCUCCUUCAACCCUCAAGUGAACACAGCCUCCGUCAUGAUCAACCAGGAGCUGUUCUCAGGCAUGUAUAUUGACUUCAUGGGGACCGAUGCUGCCAUCUUCAGGAGCCUGACCAAGAGAAACGCAGUGCGAACAGACCAGCACAACUCUAAGUGGCUUAGUGAGCCAAUCUUCAUUGACGCCCACCUGAUACCCGACGGAACAGACCCCAACGAUGCCAAAUUGUAUUUUUUCUUCCGCGAGAGGCUGACAGACAACAGUGGAAACACAAAAAAUAUCCACACCAUGGUGGCCAGAGUGUGUCCGAGUGACAUCGGAGGACAGCGGAGCCUGGUGAACAAAUGGACCACCUUCCUGAAGGCCAGGAUGGUGUGUUCAGUUCUGGAGGACGACGGCACCGAAACGCACUUUGACGAACUGGAAAAUGUGUUUUUGCUGGAAACCGAUCAGCCCAAGGGCCUGUUGGUGUUUGGAGUCUUCACAUCCACAAGCUCCGUGUUUAAAGGCUCUGCAGUGUGUGUGUACAACAUGGCCGACAUCCUCACCGUCUUCAACGGGCCCUUCGCUCACAGAGAAGGGCCCAACUUCCAGUGGGUGGCCUUCCAAGGACGCAUCCCUUACCCGAGGCCCGGAACUUGUCCUGGUGGAGCCUUCACACCUGACAUUCACACAACAAAGGAGUUUCCAGACGACGUGGUGACCUUUGUGCGAAACCACCCAGUCAUGUUCAACCCCAUCUACCCAGUGGGAAGGAGGCCGCUGGUGGUUCGGACCAACGCCGACUACAAAUACACGUCAGUGGCAGUGGACCAGGUCACGGCUGCCGACGGCAACUACCAAGUGCUCUUCCUGGGCACAGACAAAGGUACAGUACAGAAGGUGAGUCUGCCAAGCAAUCAAUCCCUGCACCAAGAUCUGAUCCUGGAGGAGCUGGAAGUGUUAAGGUCAGCUGAUCAAGCUCCUGUUACCAACCUUGAGAAUAUCCUCAAAAAACAACAGCUGUACGUCAGCUCGGAGUUCGGGGGUGUCGCAGGUCUCCUGCACCGUUGUCACGCUUACGGCUCGGCAUGCGCCGACUGCUGCCUCGCCAGAGACCCCUACUGCGCCUGGGACGGCCUCAGCUGCUCGCGCUUCUAUCCCACCGGCAAAAGGAGAAGCAGAAGGCAGGACAUUAUGCAUGGAAAUCCACUCACUCAAUGCAGAGGAUUCAAUCUGAAAGCUUACAGAAACGCAGUGGAGAUGACGCAGUACGGCGUGAAAAACAACACCACCUUCCUGGAGUGCCUUCCCAAGUCUCCUCAGGCGUCCAUUCGCUGGCUCAUUCACAGGGACAACGACAGGAGGAAAGAGGUGAAGCUGAGCGACCGCGUGGUCUCCACGGAGCACGGCCUCCUCAUCCGCUCCGUGCAGCUGUCCGACCAGGGCCUCUACUACUGCCUGACCACCGAGAACAGCUUCAAACGCACCGUCGCCAAGAUCCGCCUGCGAGUGCUGAGCGAGGCCAUGGUGAGCGUGCUGACGGACAAGCAGCAGUCGCCGUGGGCCUGGGCCAGCUCGCUGCACCCCAAGACCCUGUUGGCGGCCUUCAGUCCGGCAGAGAGCCUCGCCGUGGAGCAGUACUGCAAAGAGAGGAAGCAGCUCCAGAACCUCCAGCAGAAGCAGCAGCAGCAGCAGCCUCAGCCGCCCGGACCUCUUCGGGGGGACUUGGCCAAACUGAAGCCCCUGCUGGACCGGAGGAAGAGCCGCAACCGGCGCAAUCACUUCCCGGAGGUUUGACACGGUGGGGGGAGGGGGGGGGCGGAUAACUUGACACAAACACCUCCACGCUGUUUCCCACGAACCCAGACCUUCCUUUUUCCAACUCUCAUCUCAAACUGCACAGCUGCACUGCGAGGUGGGUGUGGGGAGUUGUCAUUCGGCAACAUCUCUUAUUCUUGCAUGAGGUGUACUGUGAGCAAGAUGGCCGUGACAUCCACCAACGCACACCCACAGGCACCCACGAGCAGUUCAUUUGCCCCGUCGCAGAGUCCCAACACAGACCGAGGUGGCCCGGUUGUGAGUGGCACUAAUAAACCGCGGUCCGAGCCGACAUUGCUUGCGAUAACACACCUUGAGACGCAGCUGUGGUCAAUGAUCGUAUCAUAUUUUUUUUCGAUAUUAGAAGGGAAACUAGACCUGGCCGGGUAUUAAAAGCUCACGAUGGAUUUUGUUCUUUUGUUCACAAAAAGAGGCGGUCAUUUGAAAAUGAACAUGGUUAAUGGAGGAGAUUGAAAAGGGACAAAAGGGAGACAGAUGCAUGCUUGAGAGCGAGCGCCGUCUCACAGUAUAAUAUUAGUGUUUUAUUAGAUUCUACUCACAUUUGUCUAUUUACUUUAAACUAACAAAGAUGUAUCUGUUUCAGUGAAAUGGCAGUGUGGGCAAACAUCAGGUAAUACGGAGUAAAUUUUUGUGAGGAAAAAAAGGGGUUUCUCAUGAGUUGACUGAUUCUCACGCUGUCUACAACAGCACCGAUCAUACAAAGCACAGAUGGCAAGUGGUUCCAAUAAAAAGUGUGACAUUACAGCGCUGUGUAUGUUAAACAAGGGAUUAGUUCAAAGGCCAAACUUAACAUCCUGAUGUUACCCAAACAGAAAUAGUAGUAAAACACAGAGUAGCAUAUCAAAUUCUGCGGGGGAAUCUGUUGCAAACAUUUGAUACACGGACGAGAAUCUGCCUCACUGUAAAUCAGCUGCACAUUGUUUUAUACUUCCAUUGUUUAUAGCACAGAAGCAUGUUUAUAGAAAUGCGUCGAGGGAUCUUAAUUCUUGCCUGGAUCACAUUUUGAGUAACUAGCAGAUUCGCACAUUUUAGUUUUACGGCGUAGUUCAAAUCUUAUGCUGAAACGUGACAAUAUGCUUUCGACGUCGUUGACGGCAAAGUGGGCCGUUUCAAUUCAGAAAUAGUCAUUAUUUGACUUCUGUGAAUAGACCUUUUUUUUUUUUUUUUUAUCCAAAGACGUAGUUAAUGUAGAUAGAGAUUAAUCGUUGCUUGUGUACAUAGUAUAUUUUCUUUUGUUUCAUCCUUUUUAAUUUAAUGUUGUGCAGAUGUUUGUGAAAAUGUGUACAUAAUUUCGACAUGAUUCACCAGCAUAUGACUGUAUCUGCAAAUUGCAGAGACAUACAGUAUUAUUUUCAUUUUCACUUUCGUUUCACUUUCUCCCUCGAAAAAAAGAUCUACGUUUAAUAAAGCUGUGCGACCGGCGUCAUGUGAACUUCAACUCAGUGUAACUUCAGUGUUGUGAAUCAUAUGUAUUUCUAUUUAUUAAUGUCGUGAUAGCCUGAAUAAAUCUGUUCCGAUGAAUCUCAAUUUUACAG
This is a messenger RNA of Cyclopterus lumpus (lumpfish), 4126 nucleotides long. It is a transcript of the gene sema3c, whose product is annotated as sema domain, immunoglobulin domain (Ig), short basic domain, secreted, (semaphorin) 3C. Lineage: Eukaryota; Metazoa; Chordata; Actinopteri; Perciformes; Cyclopteridae. Gene Ontology annotation, biological process: neural crest cell migration; negative chemotaxis; axon guidance. The record is from RefSeq and is a predicted model, not a curated record. Gene Ontology annotation, molecular function: chemorepellent activity; semaphorin receptor binding.